Urocitellus parryii (Arctic ground squirrel) is the source of this 1740-nucleotide messenger RNA. It is a transcript of the gene Ptx3, whose product is annotated as pentraxin 3. Gene Ontology annotation, biological process: host-mediated suppression of viral proces; innate immune response. NCBI's taxonomy places the organism in Eukaryota, Metazoa, Chordata, Mammalia, Rodentia, Sciuridae. The record is from RefSeq and is a predicted model, not a curated record. Gene Ontology annotation, molecular function: complement component C1q complex binding.
GUUUAUUAAGCUCUGGCUCAGCCUCUCCCUCUCACUCCCCGCUCUCCCUCACCGGAGCCCCUGCCUGCUCCCCUCCCGCCAGCCAGGGAAGAACUGGUCUCCUCCCGCAAUGCWUCUCCCUGUGGUUCUGCUUUGCGCCGUCUGCGCUGCAGCGUUGGCCGAGAACUCGGAUGAUUAUGAUCUCAUGUAUGUGAACAUGGACAACGAAAUAUUCAACGGACUCCAUCCCACUGAGGACCCCACGCCGUGCGACUGCAGCCGGGAGCAUUCGGAGUGGGACAAGCUGUUCAUCAUGCUGGAGAACUCGCAGAUGCGCGAGGGCAUGCUGCUGCAGGCCACCGACGACUUGCUGCGCGGCGAGCUGCAGAGGCUGCGCACGGAGCUGAGCCGGCUGGCAGGAGGCCUGGCGCGGCCGUGUCCCGCGGAGGCCCGGUUGGAGGGCGCGCUGGAUGAGCUGCUACGGGCGAGCCGCGAUGCGGGCCGCAGGCUGGCGCGCCUGGAGGGCGCAGAGGCGCCKGGCGCGCUGCUGGAGGAGCUGCGGCGGACGCAGGCCGAGCUGCGCGCCCUGCAGGGUUGGGCGGCCGGGCGCUGGCUGCCGGCAGGCUGUGAAAYGGCGCUUUUAUUCCCCAUGCGUUCCAAGAAGAUCUUUGGAAGCGUGCACCCCGUGAGACCCAUGACGCUCGAGUCCCUCAGUGUGUGCAUCUGGGUCAAAGCCACAGAGGUACUGAACAAGACCGUGCUGUUCUCCUACGGCACCAAGAGGAGUCCCUACGAGAUCCAACUGUACCUCAGCCCUGGGUCCACAGCGUUUGUGGUGGGCGGAGAGGMGAACACGCUGGUGGCCGACACCGCCGUCUCCCCGGGCAGGUGGACCCACCUGUGUGGCACCUGGACUUCCGCAGACGGGCGCGCGUCACUGUGGGUGGACAGCGAGCUGGUGGCAGCCGCGGCGGGGAAGGCCAGGGGCCACGUGGUCCCCGAGGGCGGCGUGAUGCAGCUGGGCCAGGAGAAGAACGGCUGCUGUGCCGGCGGCUUCGACGAGGCCCGGGCCUUGGCGGGCAGAGUGACGGCCUUGAACGUGUGGGACCGCGCGCUGCGCCCGGAGGAGGUGGCCCAGGCCGCGGGUCCCGAGUCCUGCAGCCGCCGGGGCAACGUGGUCGGGUGGGGCGUCACCGAGGUCCAGCCGCAUGGAGGGGCGCAGUACGUCUCCUAGGCCUGGCGCAGGCGCUGGAGCCAAGGUCAUCCUGGCUGACACGCCGCCAGCCUCCAGAAGGCUCCGAAGCUUGGUGCACAACGAGAACACUUGAGACCCACGACUGCCAGAGUCAUUUUGGGCCYGUAUUUACCUUGGCACAAUCCAGAGUAAACAGCGGAAGGGAGRCACUGGAGAAGGCUUCGGGGUACUGUUACCAGACUCGGUGCCGCGCGGUUUCAGAUWAAUGCGGUGUCGCUGUCAGAUAAACUCCAAAUAAUUGAAAAGAACUGUGUAUGCUGAACAGAGGGACGACUGUUCUGCUUUGCUUUGGUUAAUUUAUUUUUGGCCAGAGACGAAUUUUGCAUUGGAAGAGUUACAAAACAGGAUUUGUUGUCCACUGYUCAUUCUUCUUGGUAUGUACUUUUGCUACAGAAAAUUACGAUAAAAACGUAUUUAUACCACAAAGUGACUUAACGAAUACGAAUGUAGUUUAUGUGUUAUGGUCAAACAUCCCUUUUUCAAGAGGAUAGAUGUGUAACUUAUAU